This is a messenger RNA of Dermacentor andersoni, 2921 nucleotides long. Lineage: Eukaryota; Metazoa; Arthropoda; Arachnida; Ixodida; Ixodidae. The record is from RefSeq and is a predicted model, not a curated record.
CAAGGUCUGCCAACCGCAAAGGUGGCCUUCUGUGUCGAUGCCCUGUCAAGAUGUCUCCCCGCAAGCUCUCGCCGUAACGUACUCGCUUAGCAUGUAGGUCCCGUCGCUGCGGCGAGAAGCGAGGGAAACUAAACAACAGCAAAAGAAAGCGAAGAGCCGGAAUCGCCGCAAAGCCUCGCCGUCUCCCCCCUACCUCCGUUCCUCUGAUCUCCGCCGGCUCGGCUGAACACCACUACGCUUUGGAAGACGAUUUUUUGGGGGAGCUCAGUCAUGAGCUGAUCAUCGUGGCGAGGGCGAGCGUUCGUUGGCGGCGCACGUCAUCGCAGUGUUCAAGGGAGCCUGUGUUUCGUGGAGGGCGGGCAUGGAUGGGGACUGGCCAGCCUCCCACGCCAGCUGUCACCACUUCCAGACGGCCAGACACGCCAGCUGAGUGACGGUGCAGCCCGUAGUGUGCCACCAGCAUGGGCAACCUCAACUGCCUCACGUCGCCAGAUGCCCGGGUGUCACACGAUGGCACCUCGCGGCACGGCGACGACGGCCUGGACAAGACCGGCGUCGACAGCACAGCGAUGCACCAGGUCUCGGGCAGCACUGCCGACAACAACGGCGGCUUGCGGCCGCACGACGGCCGCUACACCAAGGCACCGGUGGGGGCCGUGGCGGUGUUGCCGACAAACGGGCCCCACCUGCACCACGAGGGGCUGCCCCCGAGGGUGCCCAACAUCGCCGGCUCAGCUCAGGGCAAGGUGGUAGUGGCCCUUUACACCUACAAUGCGAGGGAUGAUGGUGAUCUCAGCUUUAGGAAGGGAGACCGGCUUCAGAUUCUCAACGACAGUGAUCCGGACUGGUGGCAUGCCAAACAGCUCAACGGCCCACAGACUGGCUACAUUCCACAGAACUACGUGGCAUUUGAGAAGACCGUAGAGAGUGAAGACUGGUUCUUCGGCAAGGUAUCGCGGAAGGACGCCGAGAAGAUGCUCAUGCUCGCCUCCAAUCCGAGGGGCACGUUCCUCAUUCGAAACAGCGAGCAGACAACAGGGGCGUUCUCGCUGUCGAUCCGCGACUUCGAGCCAACCAAGGGGGACCACGUGAAGCACUACAAGGUGAAGACCAUGGACAAUGGUGGCUUCUUUGUCACCACCAAGAAGACCUUCUCCACCCUCCAAGAGCUCAUCUCCUACUACAUGGAAGGUGCAAAUGGCUUGUGCCACAAGCUCACAAUCGCGUGCCCCAAGCCCAAGCCCGUGGUCUGGGACCUGUCGCCAGAGACACGCGACGAGUGGGAGAUCCCACGCAGCUCGGUGCAGCUCAUCCGAAAGUUGGGAAGUGGCAACUUUGGCGAGGUCUGGUACGGUUUAUGGAAGGGCAGCACGGAGGUGGCGAUCAAGACUCUAAAGCCGGGCACGAUGGACCCGGCGGCGUUCCUCCAGGAGGCGGCCAUCAUGAAGAAGUUCCGCCACGAGAAGCUGGUCUCUCUGUAUGCCGUCUGCUCCAAGGAGGAGCCCAUCUACAUCGUCACCGAGUACAUGGCCCACGGCUCGCUGCUCGAGCACCUGCGCGGACGCGAUGGCCGCGGGCUCAAGCUGCCCGCACUCAUAGACAUGGCCGCACAGAUUGCCAGCGGCAUGGCUUACCUGGAGAGCAAGCAGUUGAUCCACCGUGACCUGGCUGCACGUAACAUUCUCGUCGGUGAGAACAACGUGGUCAAGGUCGCGGACUUUGGACUGGCCAGAAUCAUCGAAGACUCCGAGUACACCGCAAGGCAAGGUGCCAAGUUCCCCAUCAAGUGGACGGCCCCCGAGGCAGCCCUGUACGGCAAGUUUUCCAUAAAGUCCGACGUGUGGUCCUACGGCAUCUUGCUUUACGAACUCAUCACCCAUGGGCAGAUCCCUUACCCGGCAAUGCCCAACCGGCAGGUGAUAGAGUACGUGGACCGGGGUUACCGGAUGCCCAAGCCGACCAACUCUGAAUGUCCGGACUCUGUCUACAACAUCAUGCUCAACUGCUGGGAGGCCGACCCCGAGAAGCGGCCCACGUUCGAGUACCUUUUCGGCUUCUUCGACGAUUACUUCGUCUCCACUGAGCCCAGCUACAGGGACGCCGAGGACUUCUGAAUUGGUAGUGAGUGUCAGGUGCAGUUGUGCGGGAGACAUCUGUAAUGUGCAUUUCGGAGGUCGGUGCACCAACAGUUGCCCGGAGGUCAUGAGACAGCAGGAACGUGAGUCGCACCAGUGGUGCACGGACUUCCAUCGGCUCAAUCCUAGAGCGAAACAGCCAGAAGACAACAGAAGCAGUCUAGUUGUGUAUUUUCUAGGGCUUUCGCGUGCUUUAUGGUUUGCACAAACUCAUCAUACAUCAACCAGAUGAAGUUCAAUGCAUGCACUCUGUUUACAUUAAUGCAGCCUUGGAUUUCAUUGGCUCAGUCCUAAACGAAAGUCGGGACACAUCAGCAAGUCUCAUCUUGUAUAAUCAAUGGCCUUUGUGUAGACUUUGCGAACUCUGUAGGUUGCCUUGAUUUGUGUGAAGGCCUCGUACAUCAACUGAAUGGAAGUGAGUAAUUGCAUUGGUCUUAUAUUGGUAUGACUUUGGCUUCCAUCAACUCAAUCAGAGUGAGACGGCCAGAAGGCAUUAGAAACACUCUUGUAUAUUGUCAAGGGCUUUUGGCGUGGACAUUGCAAAUGUGUAGAUUGCCUCGGUUUGCGUGAAGACCUGAUACAUCAACCGGAUGGAGGUGAAUGAGUGCAUUGUUUUCAUAUUGUUAUAACCUAGGCUUCUGUUGGCUCAGCUCUAAGAUGUAACAACCAGGAGACACUAUAAGCAGUCUUGUAAUGGUGAUCCCAAAGGCCCUUGUGUAUACUUCACACACUUUGGUUUGAGCUUCACACAUCAUCCAGAUGGUGUUGAAGCUAAUGCGAAAAAAU